This is a messenger RNA of Acanthocheilonema viteae, 756 nucleotides long. The record is from the annotation of a GenBank genome assembly. Lineage: Eukaryota; Metazoa; Nematoda; Chromadorea; Rhabditida; Onchocercidae.
AUGGAAGUACAUCAAUCACUUCCAGCACGAUAUUUGCAUAAUCCGUAUUUGGUGAAAACCGAAACAACAUUACCACAACAACAACAACAACAACAACAACAACAACAAAUUCUUCCGCCUCAGGCAGUUGUGGUAGCAGUAACUGCAACAAAUCAGCAACAAUCAACUUCAUCCGGUGUUUCCGAAUCAUGUUCCCUAUCAUCAUCAUCAUCAAUAUCAUCCAAUCAGCACACAACGACGCAUACGGUAGAUGCAACUAACAGUAACAAUAACAAUAAUAAUAACAGCAACAAUAAUAACAACAACAAUAUUGAUGAUAGUCAUAACAACAAUAAUGAAAAUAGCAACAAUACCAACAAUAACAACAAUAAUAACAAUAUUUCUAACAUACAACAACAACAGCAAUCUCGCAAUGGUACUGGUAAGUGUUGCAAAUUGUUUGGUGAAAAUAAAAUGAGUUCAGAUUUUAUAGUGGUAACAACAGAUUAUCGGUUAUACGGUCAUGACAUAAACACCGCCACUGCUACAGCAACUACCACAAAUGCUCAAGCUCCUCAUUCAUCAUCCUCUAGUAUCCAUCAAAAUGGAAGGCCAUUAACGGCUGACCGUAAACGACCAUACAAUUGCAAUAUGUGCUCAUCACGAUUUGGCUCUAAAAUGGAACUUGAAGAACAUCAAAAUUCACAUACCGGCGAGAAGCCAUUCGAAUGCAAUGUAAUUUUAUUUUUUAAACAUUUUCAUGUAAAAUAUAAAUGA